Messenger RNA from Lotus japonicus, 1787 nucleotides. RefSeq lists its product as uncharacterized. Lineage: Eukaryota; Viridiplantae; Streptophyta; Magnoliopsida; Fabales; Fabaceae. The coding region runs from base 359 to 1480 and encodes 373 amino acids. The transcript has 4 exons. The record is from RefSeq and is a predicted model, not a curated record.
GAAAUGCAACUUCCUCUUUCCUCCUUCAUUUCUCUCUCUCUUGAACCUUGUUGAAGCAGACUUGUCGUCAAGUCUUCUUUGAUUUCUCUUUCUCGCAAUUCCUCACAAAUUCUUCCUCACAAUCCCAAUUCACCUCAAAAGGAAAAAUCCCAAGGCUUCUGAUUCUUCCUCUUUCUGAUUCUAUUCUAUCAACCUCACUUUUUCACCACCGUCUCAAUUCUAAAGACUUCUUUUGCAUUUUUACAAAAUUUUCAUCCAUUUUCUCACUUGCAAGCCCCCAGUGAUUUUCCCGGAAAAGGGUAUCUCUCACUUUCUUGCAAGUGUGUUUUUUUUCAUCAAAGGUGUCUGCUUGAUCACAAUGGAAAGAAGACACGCGUUACUGGCGUUUUUGUUGUUGUCUCUGAUCGUGUUUGAUGUUUCUGAUGCUUCCUUUGUUAAGGACAUUAGAAAGUUGGUCUCUUUGGAUCCAAAAGAUCAAGAAAAUCCAACAACAAAGGGUUCUCCGCCGCCAGCGUCAAGUGAGAGAAAAUCAGAUCCAAAAGGUGGUGAUGAAACAAAAGUAAAGAAAGACAUUCCACCUUCCACUAGUAAUAAUGAUACCACCCCAGUUCCACAACCACAACCUUCACACAAGGUGGAGAGUGAGAAUGGUACUAAAAAGGAGACCACUGAUGCACCACCACCUCCUGUAAAUGCACCACCACCUCCUCCUGCAAGUGCACCACCUCCUCCUCAUCCUGGAAGUGCACCACCUCCAGUGCCCAAAAAAACUGAUGAUGGUGGCAAGGUUCAGGAAAAAGAGAAGGGAAAAAGUGGGGGGAUAGGUUUAUCACAAUCUUCCACCAAUGACACUUGUGAAGGGCUUAAUUUCUGCACAGACGAGGGGGACAUGACUGCUUGCAUUUCGAUAACUGAUCCCAAAUACUUGGUUGUUCUUCUUCAAAAUAGAGGAGAUGGUACCAUCAAAGUGCAGCUUCGAAGUGAUUUUGAAAGUAACCUUGGAGGUGUAGAAGUUGACAAACAUAAAACAGAAAAGGUCAAUAUCACUCGAAGUAGCAGCCAAAGUACCCAACUGACUUUAAAUGCUGGGAAAGGGGAUUGCGUGCUUCACAUGGCUACUCAUGUACCUGAAGGAAGUUUCGUUCUGCGUCUUCCUUCUUACGACAAGAUCUUAACACCAGUAAACGGCGCCUAUUUCCUCAUAUUCACAGUACUGGUCUUUGGAGGGAUAUGGGCAUGUUGCAUGUUCAGGAAGAAGCGACCCGAUGAGAUCCCGUAUCAAGAGCUUGAAAUGGCACUGCCGGUGUCUGCUUCAGCUACCAAUGUGGAAUCUGCUGAAGGUUGGGAUCAGGGAUGGGAUGAUGAUUGGGAUGACAACGUGGCGGUGAAGUCACCGGGAGCAGUGCGUGGCAUCUCGGCAAAUGGCCUUACUUCUAGAUCUGCAAACAAAGAUGGAUGGGAUAAUAACUGGGAUGAAUAGUUAAUCAGCAGGCAAUAUAAAUUAUAAAGGAAGAAGGAUUUUAACCUCAAAGGUUAGGGGAACAAUUUAGAAGGGAUGUGACAAAUGUGCUGUGGUGAGCAAGGGACAACAAAAAACGAUGAGACUAGUGUAAUAGUUUUAGCACAUUGGAUUGUUUAUUUUGGCCUUGUAAUAGUGAAUGCCCUGGCUCAAAAGGGAAACUGUAAAUGAAAUAUAGGAAGUAAAAGUAAAGUUUUGGGCUUUAUCAAAUCAAUAUACAUACUAUUCGUGCUACCAAAAAAAAUGAAAACCAUUUUGAAUUUUGAUA